This is a messenger RNA of Manis javanica (Malayan pangolin), 804 nucleotides long. The record is from RefSeq and is a predicted model, not a curated record. Lineage: Eukaryota; Metazoa; Chordata; Mammalia; Pholidota; Manidae.
UAUGGGCUGGGCGCGGCGGAGACGCGCUGAAUCUGGCCUUAGGAAAGGCGACUCCGACCGGGGUCACGGAGAGAGCCGAGCGGAGCCGGGGAGACCCGAGUGUGACCGGAGGCGCUCCGGCGAGCCGGAAGCAGAGCCGAGCCAGCCCGAAGGGGGCUGAGCGCGGUCGGGCAUCCGGCCUGGUGAACCGGUGCCAUGGCGGCCGAGGGCGCAGCUGUGGCCGGAGGCGGGGCUGUCGGCGGCCGGCUGGCCCAGGACAGCCUCCCGCUGUCUAAGUGCGCGGACGCGGCUCCCAUCCGGCGGCGCGGCUCGGCGCUGUCGUGUGACGCCGAGCGCCGAGCCUACCAGUGCUGCCGGGAGUACUUGGGCGGGGCCUGGCGCCGAGUGCGGCCCGAGGAGCUGAGGGUUGACCCCGUGAGCGGAGGCCUCAGCAACCUGCUGUUUCGCUGCUCGCUGCCGGACCGCCUGCCCAGCGUGGGCAAGGAGCCCCGGGAGGUGCUGCUGCGGCUCUACGGGGCCAUCCUGCAGGGCGUGGAUUCUUUGGUCCUUGAAAGUGUGAUGUUCGCCAUCCUUGCAGAGCGGUCGUUGGGGCCCCAGCUGUACGGAGUCUUUCCUGAGGGUCGGCUGGAACAGUACAUUCCAAGCCGACCACUGAAAACGAAUGAGCUUCGAGAGCCGCUGUUGUCAGCAGCCAUUGCCACCAAGAUGGCCCAGUUCCACGGCAUGGAGAUGCCCUUCACCAAGGAGCCCCACUGGCUGUUCGGGACCAUGGAGCGGUACCUAAAGCAGAUCNAUUAUAAAUAG